This is a messenger RNA of Rotaria sordida, 1059 nucleotides long. Lineage: Eukaryota; Metazoa; Rotifera; Eurotatoria; Philodinida; Philodinidae. The record is from the annotation of a GenBank genome assembly.
AUGAUAGCAACGAAUAAAGAUGCUCAUUUAUCAAAAUGUUUUGAAAAGGAACAGCAAAAUGCUGCUUGGAAACAUGAUGUCAGUCGCCGUAUAGCUAAUGUCUAUGAAAAAUUGAAGAAGCGAGGUGUUCAUUCACCUACUUUUAUUAGCGCAGCUGGUUUGACAUAUACCGGUGUUGCUGAUACUGCUCGUUGUCAUACAUGUGGUUUGGAAGUAUCUGAAUGGACAGCAGACAUGGAGCCAUUCACUAUUCAUAUUCGACGGAGUCCUGAUUGUUCAUUUGUUAAAUCAGUUGUAUCAAAGAAUCGAAUGAGUUUUUCUUCUUCAAGUAAUUUAACAACUAACCAACAAAACUAUGAAUUACGACAUUAUGACGAAAGUCCACCAAAACGUCAAAAGAUCAAUAGGCAAAUGAUCAGUUUAUUUCUAGAAGUCGAGAUUAUGAAAGAAGUUCGUUGUCGAACAUUUUCACAUUGGAUUCAACAUAUGAUACCAUCUCGAACACAAAUGAUUUCGGCUGGAUUCUUUUCUUGCAAUGUUGAUGAUCGUGUCAUUUGUUUAUAUUGCAAUCUAAUUUGUCAACAAUGGAUACCAGAUAGUGAUGAUCCACAGGAAGUACAUGAAACUCUCUCACCUCAAUGUCCAUAUGUUUUAUUCAUUUUAAAACCACGUAAAACAUUGGCUGCUUCAAUUCUCAACGAAAAUCCGAAUAAUCCAGUAGCAACAACUGAUCUAUCACGAUUCCGUGAAAUAGUACACAAGUCAGCAUAUCACAGUGACUAUAUGGAAAUUCUGAAACGCCAAGCAUCAUUUCAUUCGUGGCCUCAAGAACAAAUACCUCCUGUAGAUGAUCUCGUACAAGCUGGAUUUUUUUAUACUGGCUUAAGAACCAUUGUCACCUGUUUUUAUUGUAAUGGAUCACUGCAAAAUUGGAGCCCGAAAGACAAUCCACUAGUUGAACAUGUACGUUGGUUUCCAUUUUGCGCCUAUGCAAAACAACUGUGUGGUGAUGAACUUUAUCGGAAAAUUCAAGACUUAAAACAAACUACUCAAGGUUAG